AUGUCAGCCCACGUCGAGGUCAUCGCCACCGACCUUCGAAGAACCAAGAUCAAGGUUUCUCAGGGAACCUACCUUGUGGACGUGCUCCGGGAAGCUUGCCAAAAGCUGAAUCUGUCCAGUGACAAGUACCUCCUUAAGCACAAGCAGAAGCAAAUCGAUCUCUCGGGGCCCUUCCGAACCUCAGGCCUCAGCCCUGGAGCCAAGCUCGAGCUUGUUGCCAAGUCAAGCAGCCCCUCAGUCAUCAAUGUCGCCAUACAGUUUACCGGCCGCGAUGCGGCGAUGAUCCCUAAUGGGCGGCUUACCGCAAAAUUCCCGAGCGACUUCACGAUAUGGAAGGUGCUCCGGCAGUUCGAGAGCGGGACUGCAAGUGGAGGCCACAAUCUGAACAUCACCGCAAGAGGCACCGCGCAGAGCGAUAAUGGCGCGCAGAGCGGCAGCGGCCAGCUGUACUACGAAUCACCAGUCCUGAACAUCAUGGGCCGGGAGCUGUCCUCCCUCGAGGACUUCCAAAAGACCUUGUCACAAUGCGGCAUCAACUCUGGCUCCGUUCUCAUUCGAGUGUCGUUUCGGGCAACAGGGAAGACAUUAUACGAGGCCAUGCAAGAUACCAGUCAGUACCUGAGCGUCGUCGAGCCGGAAGGCGGGAAGGAGGACACUGCACCGAAACAAGCUUCGGACGAGACCAUGGGAGAACCUGUGGCAGUGGCGGGCCCAGAUUCAGCUUCAAAUGCAGCGCCCCAGACAACAGGACCUACACCACAGACGGAACAAAACACGGGACACCCAGAACCUAUCCCAGCACGACAGCCGGUUGAACAGGAUACAAGUACAGCAGGAGCAGCAGCAUCUGCAGGGCACCACAACACAGCCACCGACAGCUCUGCAUCACCAGCCAACGCCGACGCCGACGCCGACGCCCUCCAGCCAGUAAGCGUCUUCUCGGCCCCGACAGGUAACACCAUAGCAGCGGCCCUGAUCGACGAGCCGGACUCGGACUUCGCCCCGACGAUCGCGCACGCGCAGCUGCACCAGGCGCGCCUCCUCGCGGGGACCCAGAACAAGCGCCUCAAGUCGGACAAGGAGCUCGAGGCCGCCGCGGCCGCCGAGGCGGCGCGCCUGGCGGCCGUCAAGUCCGUCGCCGUCCGCGUGCGCUUCCCCGACGGCACCUCGGCGCAGUGGCGCUUCGGCCCCGACGCCACGGGCGCGACGCUCUUCCGCGCCGUGCGCGGCGUCAUGGCCGAGCCCGCGCAGCCGUUCAGGCUCGUCCUGCCCCACGGAACCGCGGCCGGGGUCGGGGUCGGGGUCGUCCGCGACGCCGGGCAGGCGGGCGACACGCUCGUGCGCGGCCACGGGCUCCGCGGCGGCGUGCUGGUCAGCCUUGUCUGGGGCGAGGGCGCUUCCGCGGGGGCGCGGGAGAGGCCUUUCCUCAGGGACGCGGUGGCGAGCCUGGCACGCGACGUCGUCGUACCGGAGGUGCCGCAUGUGGAGGAGGACGACGACGAGGAUGCGGGAGGGUCGGCGAAACGGGUCGCCGCGGGCAGGAAUCAGAAUGGGGAGCGGAGCGGGGAGGGCAUCGGGAAGAAGUUGCCCAAGUGGUUGAAGCUGCCGGGGAAGAAAUGA
Messenger RNA from Phialemonium atrogriseum, 1620 nucleotides. RefSeq names its product GLUT4 regulating protein TUG-domain-containing protein. Gene Ontology annotation, biological process: intracellular protein transport. Gene Ontology annotation, cellular component: nucleus; vesicle membrane; cytoplasm. The coding region runs from base 1 to 1620 and encodes 539 amino acids. The transcript has 2 exons. The record is from RefSeq and is a predicted model, not a curated record. Lineage: Eukaryota; Fungi; Ascomycota; Sordariomycetes; Cephalothecales; Cephalothecaceae.